This is a messenger RNA of Plutella xylostella (diamondback moth), 2256 nucleotides long. RefSeq lists its product as uncharacterized. Gene Ontology annotation, biological process: transmembrane transport; monocarboxylic acid transport. Gene Ontology annotation, molecular function: monocarboxylic acid transmembrane transporter activity. Lineage: Eukaryota; Metazoa; Arthropoda; Insecta; Lepidoptera; Plutellidae. The record is from RefSeq and is a predicted model, not a curated record.
CAGCGGCAGUCGAUAUCGCCGAUCCUAUGCCGACCUGUCGAUAGAUUUGUGCGUUCCAAGCUACAAGUAUGCUGCGCGGAACUAAUAUUUCAGUUUACAUAACGUGAAUACGCGUGUUACUAGUGUUUUCAGUAAUAUUUGUAUCUAGUUGUGACUAACGAGGAUGCAGUGACAUAGUGUGUGUGUGUACGAAGUUUGUAGUGCACAAUGUGUGCGUGUGUGAGUGUUGGAAGAAAUGGAUGUUGAGGAGAGAGUCCAUUCUGCGCCAUGGCGGUGGUCGCUGCUGCUCUCUGUCGUGGUGUUGAACAUUUGCCUGCCCAGUCUGGUGCUGUCAUACGGGACCCUGCUGGCGCACGGAGUGAGCUACGGCCUGCCUCUAGGGCUCGGUGUGUGCACACCGGCUAUACUCGUGCUAACAUUUUGCCUGUCACAAUGUUGGUGCAGAGACGCGGCCGACUCGUGGGGCGGGCCGACCGGCUACCGGGUGAUGGCGGCCGCGGGGCUGAUGCUCAUCGUGGCCUCGCUUGUGAUGUGCGCCUUCCUGCCGUUCCACUUGCAGCCGUUUAUUUACGGGAUUCUUGGAGGUCUUGGCUCGUCGAUAAUCUCAGCACAAGUCGAUGCAGUUGUAUUCGAUUGUUACGAUACUCGAUUAGCAAUAGUUAGAGGACUCAGCUUAAUUGGACAAGCGGUAGGACUAUCCAUAUUUCCGCACCUAAUUACAAGCCUGGUGGAAAACUACGGAUACUCAAUGUCGUAUAUUGUGCUAAGCGCAGUAAUGCUUCAGGCGCUACCAGCCAUCCUGCUCCUCAAAUCCACUGAUAUCAAACGACCCACCACUUUCUCAAGAUAUAACGAUUUAGCUAAAUCGUAUGCUAUAUUUAGUAACGAUACCGUUAACAACUUUUACAGUAAUGAAUUGCAUCUUCAAGAUAUGAGCAAAAGUUGGAGAAGUCCCAGUGGUCAGUCGAGCUCAGAGGAUGAAAUGGACGAUAUUUACGACGGUGAUGACCACGUCAACACAGCGGCAAUCACUCCACCUCCAAGCCCCGAAGAGAAAAGACGGAACAUAUUUGGAGUAGAAAUAUUGCCUGAAAUACCCGAAGAGACUGAAGAUAGCGAUGAUAACAAAAGUGAUAUAAACGCUAGUAAUAAUCAAAGACGAAAAUUUAGUAACGCUAUCAAAAGACUGAGCACGAUAGGUGACAACUUUGAUGAGUAUAUAGGGAAACAAACAAGGAGAGAUUCAAACACAGAGAGUAGUAAUAGGGAUGAAUAUUCGGAAAUAGACAUAACGCAUGAGACCAUUGCUCCCAUUACAGAAAUUAGGCGAGAGAAAGUAUUCAACUCUUUUAGUUUCCGUUGUCAAUCAGCGUACGCUAGUGUGAGGAGGUCAUUAUGGAUGCCUUCAUACAGAAUAUACAGAUUUCGGAGAAGAACGCUUUACUUGAUGUACAACAUCAACGACACUUUCAUAAAACCACUAACAAGAUCUCUAGUGUGCUGGCGGUUCUACCCGGCAUUGUUGCUAUCUUUCACGAGGCUCAUGUUGAUAACAGUGUUUAUGGCUCUACUGCCUUUGACCAAUCUAAAUAUGAAGCCAAAGACUUCAAUGAUCGAGACAAACUUCAUACUUUCAUUGAUGGGGUUCACGUGGAUUAGUUUCAUGUUGACAACACCCUGGCUUGCGCAUAUACCGAAGAGGAAUUGUAAAUAUCUGUCGGUGAUUGGGUUAUCAAUUAUUACAGCCGCAUGUUAUGUGAUAGCGGAGACAUACAGCCAUGACGCAUUUUCAAUCGCCUGUGUUAUAACGGGUACUGGGUUCGGAGCUCUCCUUUCCUCUUGGGAGUCAGCCGCUCAGGACUUUAUCGGAGUCCAUAAAUGGUCUAAAGUCAGAAGUACUUUGGAAACCUUAUCGGGAAUGUCUGUAGCUGGUUUUACUUUUGGACUAAUUUUCUUGGUGCCAUUGGAAGAGCCAGGCGGUUUUCAUUUAUGUCUGACAAUAAUAAGUUAUACUUUAACAGCAGUCUUGUCUGUUUGGUUCAUUAUUGCUGUAAUAUCUUUGUACAUAUUGAAAGUAAGGUCAUUGAGAACGAGACUCAAUUGUUUCUCUUAAAGAAAAUUUUAAAACAUUAGGAUUUACUAUUCUAGCUAGAUUGAAAUGUGAAUAAUUGUGAUACUAUUUUUGUAAUCAUGUACACGUGUUGAUAAGUUAUAAUAAUACAUAAUAUGCUAUUUAAUAAACAAUUGUAUUUUGAA